Messenger RNA from Serinus canaria (Common canary), 2460 nucleotides. RefSeq names its product lipocalin like 1 (gene LCNL1). NCBI's taxonomy places the organism in Eukaryota, Metazoa, Chordata, Aves, Passeriformes, Fringillidae. Gene Ontology annotation, molecular function: small molecule binding. The record is from RefSeq and is a predicted model, not a curated record. The transcript is spliced from 7 exons.
AUGAGGACCGUGGGGCUGAGCCUGGGGAUGGUCCUGGUGUGCUUGCUCCGUGUGCAGGCUGAGGACCUGGGCACUGCGGAGCCGGAUGAGAGCAAGAUUGCAGGCAGUGGAUCCACUGCUAUGGCCUCUGACUCCAAGAGUUACCUCCAAAAUAAGGACCAACUGAAGAUGGCAAUGGCCAACAUUGAGGUCCUGGGGGAUGGUGACCUGAAGGUCUCCUUUGCAAUUCCCACUCCUGGGAGAUGUAUGAAGUUUUAAUCGAUCUACAAGCCAACAGGCAGCCUGGGUGAAUAGUACAGCUCUGACAGAGGCAAUAAGACAGUGCGGCUGGUGGAUACUGACGGCAGCUCCUACAUGGUUGUCUUUGCCACCAGAGAGAAAGAGGGGAAGACCUUGCACAUGCUGAGACUUUACAGCAGAACCCAGUGGGUGAGACUCAAAAUCAAGUUGCUGUUCAAGAGACUUGCCAAGCUGAAUGGCUUCACUGACAAGACAAUCUGGAUUUUGUCCAGGCAGGAGGAAUGCAGACUUGGUGAACCGUAGGUGAGUUGCCGCAGUGCAAAAUGGUGUUUGCAAUGUUCCCUCCUGGAUUGACCUUCUUGGUGCCCCCAAGACAAGGGCCACCAAGAACUCUUUGAAUUCCUCUGGAGUUGAGCUGUUUGAGCUGGUGCUGGAGCUUGCACACAGGUAGGACCAUUCCUUUGGAUACUGCUCUACAGCAGGGACCCCCAGGUAGAGGUACCCAAGGACUCCCAAGGAACAGUGUCCAGAGACCCCCAGUGGAAAGUGCCUGGCACUGGAUAUUCCUUAGGGCUUCCUGGGUUUAGGCACCUAAAGCAAUGGUCACAUCCUGCAGCAAGGAGCUUCAUUCACCUCUGCUCUCCCUUUUGCUUGUCAUGCUGAUUCCAUCUUCAACUGCUCAGCCAGGGGCCGUGGGAGCAUACCAGGGCUGGUAGGGACCAGGCUGGUGCAGUGGGGAUCAGCCCAGACACUAGGGUCCCAAAAACUGAUGGGAGAGAGCAGAAGGGUGUUGGGGCAAAGGAAGUGCUCUGACAGCCUUUGAUGGCUGAGGAGCAGUUUGAGACCAGCAACUGAUGGCUGCUGGUGAUGCAAAAUCAUCUCCUCGAUUCAUGCUCCUUAUGCUGUUCUAGAUCUUAAAUCUUUGACAAGCCUUCUUGUCCUCCCAGCCUCCCCUCUCACCCUUCUCUCCUUCCCCAGGCCAUGUCCCUGCUGGGGCUGCAUGGCCAGACCUGGACCUCCACCUCCAGGCAAAGGUGGGGGUACGACUGAGAUUUACAUGGAGCCUUGUCCUUUUCUCUGAUCUUCUAAUAUCUCCUCAUGCUGCCCCCUCUGGCACUCACUGCAUGUGGAUGAGAUGUUUUACCUGAUAUCUGUCAGUCAGAACAGUGACCCCUCUGGGUAACUUUCUUCCCUUUCUCUUAGCCACUCUUGGGUGACCAAGCACUGGGACAGGCUGCCCCAAGAGGUUCUGGAGUCAACUCUGGAGGAGCUCAAAAUCUGUCUGGACACAAUCCUGAGUGACUGCUCUGGGGGACUCUGCUUGAGAAAGGAGGUUGGACUGGAUGAUCUUCCGGCCUGAAUUAUUCUGUGAUUUAUCUUAGUGAGAUCUUCUUCCCUAACCUAUGCCAGCUUGUCACCUGCAAGCUUUGAUAGACUUGCCAGGUGACAUGGGGAUGUCCAACACCUAUGUCUUGUUGACUCCUCCACAGAGGUGUAUUUCUGAGGUGUGAUUUUUCCUGCACAAGAGUUGCAUUCAGUCUGUCCUGUGUCAUAGUUUGCCAAGACAUCAACCAAAUCCGGCAUUUAUUGCAUCUUUUGUGAGUAUCUUCUACACUGUGAGGGGACCUACUUAUCUGUUGUCCCUCUGACCACCUCUGCAGAGCCUGCCACAUUCUCUUCUCAUCGUCUGGUGAAAACUAGAAGGCACCAAAGGGAGUGACAGAACUUCAGAAGUGUUUGCGGAGGAGAUUGUCCAUUCUGAGGAUCCACCAAAGCUCCUUCUUGGCCAAAGUGGAUGCAGGGUUUCUUCACUUUUCUUUGAAUUUAACCAGCUACUUUCAAAUAUUUUCUAGUAUAAAUUCCUGCCACCAGAGCCUUUGAAGAAAGUGCAGCUGUCAUUUCUCAAAGCAGAGGAGCAAGGCGCCAGAUGCUGGUGUCUUUGUUGUUUGUCUUACAUUGUUGUCUUCAGCUGUCUUCAAUAAGUUAAAGAAUGUUUAUGCGAUUUUUAAUCAGAUUCUUUAAAUUGAUGCAAUCAUGCUGGGUUCCAUUUAGACGUUCCAAUGUUGUUUAGGGCUUGUAUUUGCUAAUAUCAGCUUAAGCACUCAGAGGAAAGCUAAGCUGGUCUUUCCAGACAAUCUCUGUGCCAUAUGUGAUAGUUAAUCCUCUUGACUUUUAAUUUUUUCUCUUUUUAAAAAUAAAAUGUGACUGUAUGGGAUCAUC